AUGGUUAGGUAUUUACUCGUGAUGUUGUUGUUGUUGUUGUUACUGUCCAUUUUUGGGACAACACAAAGAACUAACAACACUUGCAGAUGUUGUGAUUCGAUUGUUGUUGUUGUUGUUAUUGUUAACGACAGUUUUUACAUCAUUCGAGUCAGUCUUCAUCCGGUUCUUUUAAUUGUUUUGAAUAGAAUUGAAGGUAGCGGGUGUCGAAGAAUGCAAACCGUGCAAUAA
Molecule: messenger RNA, 228 nt
Organism: Pediculus humanus corporis (human body louse)
Lineage: Eukaryota; Metazoa; Arthropoda; Insecta; Psocodea; Pediculidae
Exons: 4
Coding region: 1-228 (75 amino acids)
Source: RefSeq, a predicted model, not a curated record